Molecule: messenger RNA, 2121 nt
Organism: Penicillium atrosanguineum
Lineage: Eukaryota; Fungi; Ascomycota; Eurotiomycetes; Eurotiales; Aspergillaceae
Product: bifunctional K:H/Na:H antiporter NHX1
Exons: 5
Coding region: 1-2121 (706 amino acids)
Biological process (GO): vacuolar acidification; proton transmembrane transport; sodium ion transport
Cellular component (GO): fungal-type vacuole membrane; late endosome; early endosome
Molecular function (GO): sodium:proton antiporter activity
Source: RefSeq, a predicted model, not a curated record
AUGGCUGGUCAAUUGAUGGGCGAGGCCUUCCACGCUCUGCUACGGCGAGCGUCGGAAGAUACUGACCCCGAUGAUUCCCCUGAAGCAGGCUCGAAGGAGAUCACCAGCUCCUGGGCGCUGUUUAUUAUGAUCAUGCUAUUGAUGUUUGCCCUCUUCACAAGCUACAUCCUGCAGCAGAAGAAGAUUCAAGCUGUGCACGAGACGGUGCUGUCCAUUUUCGCAGGCAUGUUCGUCGGCCUUAUCAUCCGCCUCUCCCCCGAAUCGAACCUCCAAGACAGCGUUGCCUUCGACUAUCAAUUCUUCUUUAACCUCCUCCUACCACCAAUCAUCCUUGCGUCCGGCUACGAGCUUCACCAAGCAAACUUCUUCCGCCACAUCGGCACAAUUCUCACCUUUGCCUUCGCCGGCACUUUCAUCUCGGCCAUGGUACUUGGCCUGAUUCUAUACCUGUGGACGCGGAUCCCGCUGGACGGGCUGAACAUUUCAUUUGUGGAGGCAAUCUCCGUCGGUGCAACGCUCUCGGCUACAGACCCCGUCACUAUCUUGGCGAUUUUCAAUCUAUACAAAGUCGAGCCGAAGCUGUAUACCAUUAUCUUUGGCGAGUCGAUUUUGAACGAUGCUAUUGCUAUUGUUCUAUUUGAGACGGCGCAGAAGUACGCUCAGAAUGAUGCCGGCUCGCUAACUUUCCUUCAUCUAUUUGAAGCUACCGGGCUUUUCUUGCUCGUGUUCUUUGGUAGUAUGGUCGUCGGUAUUGUUGUUGGCAUUGCUACGGCGUUGGGUUUGAAGUAUACUUUGGUGAGGCGCAUGCCUAAGAUUGAGAGUUGCUUGAUUAUUCUCAUCGCCUACGCCAGUUAUUUCUUCUCCAAUGGCGUACAUCUUUCUGGCAUUGUGUCUCUGCUGUUCUGCGGAAUCACUCUUAAGCAUUAUGCUUACUACAACAUGUCCCGUCGUACUCAGCUGACUACCAAGUACCUUUUCCAAGUUAUGGCGCAGCUUUCGGAGAACUUUAUCUUCAUCUACCUGGGCUUGGACUUAUUUGUCGAGUCGAACCUUAAGUUCAACCCACUCUUCAUCCUUGUUGCUGUCUUCGGUAUCUGUCUUGCCCGAUACCUGGCCGUGUUCCCGCUUUCCAAGGCCAUCAAUUGGUUCAUCCGCUACAAGGCUCGGCGCCGUGGCAUUGAAGUCGCAGAUGAACUUCCCUUCGCCUACCAAGCGAUGCUCUUUUGGGCUGGUCUGCGUGGUGCUGUCGGUGUUGCACUGGCUGCCGGUCUUUCAGGAGUGAACGCACCAACACUGCGUGCUACAGUCUUAGUAGUGGUCGUGUUAACCGUCAUUAUCUUCGGAGGCACCACAGCCCGCAUGCUAGAGAUAAUGGGUAUUCGGACCGGUGUUGUCGAGGAAAUAGACUCCGACGACGAGUUCGAUAUCGAGGUGACCCACGGCGGCACCUACUACAAGCGCUCUGGUACUGCCCUGGGCUACACACCGCGCCGCGGAGACUCAACCAUCCCUCUCGAUGGCCUCAACCACCCCUCUCCUCAGCGAGGUGGUAUCGGCGAGCGCACAGAUAGCUACUCAACUGGGAACAGCCGGCGCCCCAGUCCACCUCAAGGCCACACCCGGAUGUACUCAGACGCCUACGGCCCCAGCGACACAGGAUCGCGACGCGAUCGCUCAUCGGCAGCAACUCUCCUCAACGGUGGCACCGCCGGCCCCAGCCUCGGCGGUGGCGACAGCGACGACGAAUUCGGCCUCCCACCCUCGGGCAAGAGCCGCGCGAACCCAGUCGCCCACCCCGACGAGUUCGAUCUUGACCUGGAAGGAAUUUCAGACGAUGACCUCCCACCAGUUACCGGCGGCCACCGCCUGCGCCGCUCCGCGUCCCACCCCUCGCAAGGAGCAACACACACGCCCUCCUCCAACGCAGCGUCCGCGAGUGUCUCACCCGCUCGCCGCGAAGCAUCCAGCCUUAGCGCGCGCGAAGCACUUCGGGAUCUAUUCUCCGGGGGAGCAAGCGGUGACCACGCGGCAUGGUUCCGCCAGAUCGACGAGGACUACAUCAAGCCUAAGCUGCUGCUUGAUCAGUCGAAUCAUAAGGGACCCGGGCCCGGGGCGGUUUGA